AUGGUCGCGGAAAUGACGCCACCAACCAGCGAAGCUGUACCCCUGAUCGGGGUGUUUUUCUCGUGCUGCAUGUUAGUAGUGUCGGCAUCCGUUGUCUUCACGGUGGUAGUGCUGAAUCUACAUUUUCGAACACCAGAUACUCACGCCAUGUCACCGCUUGUGAGGCGUAUAUUACUAGAAUGGUUGCCGUGGGUCCUGAUGAUGUCACGCCCUGGCACAACAUAUAGUUGUGGGGAAGCAAUAACCAAUUCAGAAGCGAGCAGCAGGACCAAAGACGAUGACUACGAUCCCAUCGAUGAAGGAAUCCUUUCACGGGGCAGCGCUUCCGAUGCACAGAUUCUUCUACUUCACCGGCUCUACAUGGAAGUAAAGGAGAUCAAUCGCCGGAUGGAGGAGGAGGAAGAGUCGGAACGCUUGCAGAAUGAUUGGAAAUUCGGAGCGAUGGUAGUCGAUCGAGCGUGCCUCAUUUGCUUCUCCCUCUUCAUCACACUCUCCACCUGCUCCAUCAUGCUCAGUGCUCCUCACCUCAACGCAUAA
Messenger RNA from Gongylonema pulchrum, 537 nucleotides. The record is from the annotation of a GenBank genome assembly. Lineage: Eukaryota; Metazoa; Nematoda; Chromadorea; Rhabditida; Gongylonematidae.